Baudoinia panamericana UAMH 10762 is the source of this 459-nucleotide messenger RNA. RefSeq lists its product as uncharacterized. The transcript is spliced from 2 exons. Gene Ontology annotation, biological process: regulation of alternative mRNA splicing, via spliceosome; mRNA splicing, via spliceosome. NCBI's taxonomy places the organism in Eukaryota, Fungi, Ascomycota, Dothideomycetes, Mycosphaerellales, Teratosphaeriaceae. The annotation marks the transcript as partial. Gene Ontology annotation, molecular function: N6-methyladenosine-containing RNA reader activity; mRNA binding. Gene Ontology annotation, cellular component: nucleoplasm. The record is from RefSeq and is a predicted model, not a curated record.
GGUGUACGAUACUUCAUCCUCAAAUCGUGGAACAUGGAAAACGUUGUGAAUGCGCAGCGCGACAGUCUGUGGGCGACGCAAGUGCACAAUGAGAACUUGCUGUCCGACGCCUUCCGAACCUCUCGCCACGUGAUCCUGUUAUUCUCCGUCAAUAAAAGCAUGGCAUUUCAAGGCUAUGCUCUCAUGACCUCCCCACCAGAUCCUACGCUCCCGAAACCGCCCUUCUGCGCGAAGCUCAAUUGGUCCACCUCGCCGGCUUUCACAAUCCGAUGGCUCGCUACGACACCAGUGCCUUUUCGUGCGGUGGGUCAUUUGAAGAAUACGUUGAAUCUUGAUGAUGGGGGCUCGCCGAGAGCGGUGUUGGUGGGGAGGGAUGGGCAGGAGGUGAGUGCAGACGCUGGUAUGGGAGUGGUAUCGGUGCUUGAUGAAGCGGAUGUGGAGCAACGGGGUCGUGUGUAG